AUGUCUUCAGAAUAUGAGUCUUCUCCUCCACGGCUCACUGUGGCCAAGCUUGAGGAACUUCAGAGUCAGUGUAUCCACAGGGCCCGCAAGCUACUAUCAAGUGAGAAAGGCCUUACCUCCAACACCUUACCUUGGGGGCAAGUUGUACUUUCCGUCGCGUCAUCACAAUCGCAAGCACCUAAUCUGUUGAUGGGAAGCCAGGAGACCUACUGCUCAACAAAUCUAACAAGUCUUCCCCCAGAGGAAUGGCUGCAACUGCUGCUGGGUCAGGCAGGCUCUAUGGAAGCAGACUUCGAUAAAGAUUCUGAGCCGCGUACUGAAAGUUCAAGCUUAUCGUUUCCUGAUCGCCCAACCUGGUUAGCAUCCUAUCUGAUGCUGGGAUGCGGCGCUCAUCUUGGUGUUGAGACCUUUGGGGAGGCUGGGAAAGACAUUUGGGCCAGGCAACCUGCCAAUGAAGACAAGUCUCAGCCAUUGCACGGGAGAACGAGUCAGCGCUCAGGCAAGCCUAGCUUUCUCCGAGAUUUUUGA
Molecule: messenger RNA, 528 nt
Organism: Bacidia gigantensis
Lineage: Eukaryota; Fungi; Ascomycota; Lecanoromycetes; Lecanorales; Ramalinaceae
Exons: 1
Coding region: 1-528 (175 amino acids)
Source: RefSeq, a predicted model, not a curated record